UGUUAUUUUAUCCAGGUGGCCUACGAGCAGGAAGACUACUACCACUCGGUGCAGUGGUUGGAGGAGUCGGUGCGUCUCUUCAGGGGAACAGGAGGCGAGUGGAGCCCUGAGAAUGAAGGAACUUUAGAGGACGCUCUGGACCACCUGGCCUUCUCUCACUUUAAAACAGGGAACGUCUCCUACGCUCUCAGUUUAUCUCAGGAAUUACUGCAUCAUGAUCCAAUGAAUGGAAGAGUUUUGCAGAACGUUGACAAAUACGAGAAGCUGCUGGUUAAGAGUCCAUCCAUAUCAAUGAGGGGCGAUGGGCUGAGGAGACCCAACUCCAGUCACUUAACUACCCGGGACACCUACGAGAGGCUCUGCCAGACACAAGGCUCUCAGAAAAUGCAGUUUAAAAACCCCAGACUAUUCUGCGACUACUUCACCAAUGGGAAUCCUAAGCUUUUACUGCUGCCAGUAAGACGUGAAGUGCUCAGCCUGAGGCCCUAUGUGGUCCUGUACCACAACUUCAUCACUGACACAGAGGUUGAGGACAUCAAGAGGGUUGCCCAGCCAGGGUUGAGACGAUCUGUGGUGGCAGCUGGAGAGAAACAAGCAACAGCAGAGUAUCGCAUCAGCAAGAGUGCAUGGCUGAAGGGCUCAGCACACUCCACUGUCGAGAAGAUGGAUCAGAGGAUCUCUAUGCUCACAGGUCUGAACGUGAAUCAUCCAUAUGGCGAGUACCUGCAAGUAGUGAAUUAUGGAAUUGGCGGCCAUUAUGAGCCUCACUUUGACCAUGCAACAUCGCCUUCAAGUCCUGUGUUCAGGCUGAAGACUGGGAAUCGAGUGGCAACCUUCAUGAUUUAUCUCAGCCCUGUCGAGGCAGGUGGGUCCACAGCCUUCAUCUACGCCAACUUCAGCGUUCCGGUCGUGGAGAAAGCUGCCAUUUUCUGGUGGAAUCUCCACAGAAAUGGUCAAGGAGAUGUGGACACGUUGCAUGCUGGCUGUCCUGUGCUCAUUGGAGACAAAUGGGUUGCAAACAAAUGGAUCCAUGAGCAUGGCCAGGAGUUCCAACAUCGCUGCAGCCUGAAUCCUGAAGAGUGAGAGGGGUGGAGCGAUAGCUGGGCCCCUUUUUUGGAGUACAAGAGCCAGCCUCUACAAUUGAGAGGCACACUUGCGGGUGGAGAGAAGGAGGGAGCCAGAAAGUGAGCACACAGGCAGGGGAGGCGAAAGCUGUUAUGGGGCAGCCUGCGUCUGUGAUUGGAGCCCCGGGCCCCAGGGAGCCUGAAGCAUACAGUGCUGGAGUGGACACAGACGAGAGGCGGGGUAGAAGAGGACUGGGGCAGUUGGCAAUCAGCCCCCAGAGGCCAAACGCUCUCCUGCUCCUACUGGCCAGUUCCUGCAGAUGGAGAGAGGCCUCUGCCUUCACACACUGUGCUGGUUUCACUUAACUGUGCAGGGCUGUUUGCCUCCUUGCUCAAAAACUGACAUGUUGCAGCCCACACUGGGCCCACUCAAGGGUUUGUCAUUACAAAUCAACACUGAUGUACUUUGCGCACACAAAGACACCUAACGUGCCUGAAUCACAGUACACAGUGUUUAACGUGAUGCACAAAGCAACUAGAAUUUUCUAUGUUAUGUAAUGUUGCAGCCAAAAAUAAAAUGCUGUUUUUGUUUGAAUGUUCAAAUGAAUUUAAAUGUGAUUACGCUUCCAUGAAGUGCUGGAACAAGCAAACACAGAGCAUUGUUGUACUAGUUUUAGGACUUUAAAGGCAAUGUCUGUGUUCAACAAUGCAGAUUAACAACAUGGAUUUGGGUUGAAGUCAUUCUGUAAUGGGUUAUCUCAGACCUCAGGACUGCAGUUCAGACUGGUGCUAUGAGUCAAAGGAACCAGUCAUUGUGAGUGUGCCUGUUUAUUCCCAGCUGACUGGACGAUGUGGUCAUUGCUUCCUGUGGGAGACUCUUUCAAUAACUGGCUGUAUAAUGGAACAGAUGAACCAGAUCUGUCAGCCUCUUAUUGAGCUCCAAAAGGCUGGUCGUCAUUACUCACGCUCUGCACGCCAAGUGAUUGGGAACACGUCUGCUCCUAACUUCAUGUCUGAACUCACACAACCAAUCUAUCUGCAUACCAAUCAGAUAUGUGAGAUUUCUGUGCCUAAGUAGGUCAUAACCCAUCUUAAAGCAGAGUGAGAAAGACCAUACACAGUAUUAAGAGCUUGUGCAAUAAGGUACUUUUAUAUGUGACCUUUUUGGGGGGCAUUCUGCAGAUUGAAUAAAGGGAUCUGUGGGGGUGACAGAGGAAUAAUACCUCUGCUCCGUCACAGUGAUAAAUGUUUUCUUUCCAGCUCCCCACAGUGUACACAAACAGACAUGCUCCUAAUGCACACACUGACACACGGAAAAUAUAAGCAGGGGCUGUAUACUGGAUGCAUAUUGCACAUUCCUGUGUGCACACUAAACAGCAGGACUUGAUUAUUUCCCCUUGGAAUUGACAGAUAGCAAGACGCUGCUUUUCUGAAGCUCUAAUCAGUUUCAUUGCAAGUAUCCAUGCCAUUAAAAACACAGUUAUACCUACUUUUGGACUCAAAACAGUUGAAACCACAAGUUUAUUUAAUU
Molecule: messenger RNA, 2595 nt
Organism: Epinephelus moara (kelp grouper)
Lineage: Eukaryota; Metazoa; Chordata; Actinopteri; Perciformes; Serranidae
Gene: p4ha3
Product: prolyl 4-hydroxylase, alpha polypeptide III
Exons: 10
Biological process (GO): peptidyl-proline hydroxylation to 4-hydroxy-L-proline
Cellular component (GO): endoplasmic reticulum
Molecular function (GO): protein binding; L-ascorbic acid binding; procollagen-proline 4-dioxygenase activity
Source: RefSeq, a predicted model, not a curated record